CGAGAUGGAGCCCAACUCACUCAAGUGGGUAGGCUCACCUUGUGGUUUGCACGGACCUUACAUUUUCUACAAGGCAUUUAGAUUUCAUCUUGAAGGCAAACCAAGAAUUCUGUCCCUUGGCGACUUUUUCUUUGUAAGAUGUAAGCCAGAGGAUCCGAUUUGCAUAGCAGAACUCCAGCUGUUGUGGGAAGAAAGGACGACCAAGCAACUUUUAUCCAGCUCCAAACUUUAUUUUCUCCCAGAAGAUACUCCCCAGGGAAGAACUGUCAGUCACGGAGAGGACGAGCUCAUCGCUGUCUCAGAGAAAGUCAUAGUGAAAUUAGAAGACCUUGUGAAAUGGACAGUGUCGGAUUUCUCCCAGUGGAAGUGUGGCCUGAGAGCCGUUCCCCUCAAGCCCGCCGCGCUCAGGGAUCUGGGGAAGAAUGGGCAGAGGGAGGCCCUCCAGAAGUACAGGGAGUCAACUCUCAACAGCGGUCUCAACUUCAAGGAUGUCUUAAAGGAGAAGGCGGAACUGGGAGACGACGGUGAGGAACGGAAAGUGCUGGUUCUUAGCUACCCACAGUACUGUCGGUACCGUUCCGUCAUCGCCCGGCUGCGGGAACGGCCCUCCUCCCUGCUCACGGACCACGUGGUGCUGGCACUGGGCGGCAUCGCCGCUCUCAGCAACAACACCCAGAUCCUGUAUUGCCGGGACACCUUCGACCAUCCUACCCUCAUCGAGAACGAGAGCAUCUGUGAUGAAUUCGCGCCCAAUCUGAAGGGCCGACCCCGGAAGAAGAAGCCCUCCAUCUCCCAGCGGCGUGACUCCCAGGGCCAGAGCUCAGCCAAGGAGGCCAGCAGUUCUGAGGGCAAGGCCCCUGCCAAGGUAAAAGCCGACUCUAAGGCGGUGGUGACCAAACCCAAAAGUAGCGGUAGCUGUAAAAAGGCGUCCGCUGAGGAGAAGCCUAAGGUGGGGGCGGGUGAGGAGUGCCCGGCUGAUGAGCAGGCCUUCCUGGUAGCUCUGUACAAAUACAUGAAAGAAAGGAAAACACCCAUUGAGAGGAUCCCGUACCUUGGGUUCAAGCAGAUAAACCUUUGGACUAUGUUUCAAGCUGCUCAGAAACUAGGAGGAUAUGAGCUGAUCACAGCCCGCCGUCAGUGGAAAAAUGUAUACGAUGAGCUGGGCGGCAAUCCCGGGAGCACUAGCGCCGCCACAUGCACGCGCAGGCAUUACGAAAGGCUCAUCCUCCCAUAUGAGAGAUAUACUAAAGGAGAGGAGGACAAACCCCUUCCCCCUCUCAAACCUCGAAAACAGGAGGCCGGCUCCCAGGAGGGGGGUAGUAAGACAAAGGUGACUGCGGUGAAGCGCCCCAAAGAGGAACAAAACCAGAAGCCCAAGAAUGAAAAGGACGCCGCUGUGAAAGGCCUGGAACUCUCGCCGGUGUCCGAUGAGAAGGACAUGAGCGGGGAGGCUGUCGAGCCGAAGCAGGAAGCUCAGCCGGCCCAGCAGCUGCUCCCGAAGGAGGAGAGGAAGAGCGGCGGCGAGGAGGAGGAAGAGGAGCUGCAGCUCACUGUGAAAGAGGAGGCCCUGGGCGCCGGCGCCCAAGAGAAAGCACUGCACCGCGGCCUCCCCUGGGAGAACGGCCAGUCCGAGCGGGUCGCUGGGGACACCCGGCUGCAGCCGCCCCCGGAGCCCCCCGAGCUCCUGGACAACCUUGCCACCAAGCUCCAGGAGGAAGCCGCCAACGGGUUCCCAGUCUCCGCCCCCAAACCGCUCCGCCACUGCCAUGCCCAGGACCAGAGGCGGGACUGUAAGGUGGAACACGGCGUGCCAUGCGCCACGGGAAUGGCGGAGCCACCCUCACUCAAGGACCCCCAGAACCAGGUGGGCAUGGUGCUGCCCACUCUGAAACAGAAACCCCCGCCGGCCCUCUCGGCCCGAGAGGUCCUUCCAGAAAAGGAAGAGGCCAUUGGCAAGGAAGAGUCCUGUUUCAGCUAUGCACCAGUGCUGUACCCCAGGGGCAACCCAGGCAUCAUGUCUCCCCUAGCCAAGAAGAAGCUGUUGUCCCAGGUCAGCGGCACCGCCUUGCCUAACAAUUACUCAUUCGGUCCGCCUCCGCCGUUAAUCAAUAAGAAAAGCACGAGCAGCGGCGCAGAGGAGCUGGCCGGCUUGCAGGGGCCGCAGGCGUCCGCCGCAGACACCAUGGUGGUCAACAGGCCGUCUGUGAUCCAGCACGCUCAGAGCUUCAAACCCCGAAGCGCGGAGGAGAGGAAGACCUUGAACGACGUGUGCGUGAAGCCGGAGCAUUUCGGGUGCGACCUCCCCCAGCCCCAGCCCAGCCCGGCCGGCGACGCCUACAUGCUGAGGGCCGACCCCCAUGACACCAUGGAGAAGGCAGUGGAGAAGAAGCUUUGCCCUUCCCAACCUCCUAGCUUCCUGUGCGACUUCUACUCCUCCCCCCACCUCCACAGCCUCUACCGGCAGACGGAGCACCACCUGGGCAAAGAGCAGCUGACCAAAUACUUAGGCAGAGAAGUGCCGUUUUCCAGAGACUGCGACAGCGUUCAGGGUUUCCCACCCGGCAAACAUCCCGAGAACCACGUUCUGAGUUACGGCACUCACCUGAGUCAAAAAGACAAGAUGCCCCCGGGAGAAAGAUCGCUGGACGACCAGCCGACAGACUUGAGCCUCCCAAAGUCGUCCCCUCACAAACUGCCCUGCUCCAAGCCCUCGCUGUGCGGCCUGCCCCAUUCCAUGCUCCAGCAGGACGUGAACGCUACCCAUCUCUUUCAGGCAGGCAACAACCAGACCUCCAGCAUGGACUACCACCCCAGGGCCUGCCGCGUCCCACCCAUGACCAUGACAAACCCGAAGAAAGCCAUGGACCCCCUGCCCAGAGUCGGCGGCAAGGCCCAGAACGGGCGCGGAGAGGACAUCAUGGGGUACAAGGUGGAGGAGAUGUCACGGCCCAUCCUCAGCGCCAAGAGCAGCCCUCAGAACAUCUGCGCCACCCGGCCCCUCAAGAGGAACCUGGAAGAGCUGGAGAGCGGGCCGCCGGAGAAGAAGGUCCGGGUGGUGACGCCCAUGCACUCCGCCAAGGACGCGGCGGGGCGGGCCCGGACGCCCGAUGCCGAGGGCGAGGGGAUGAAGCCGGCAGAGCCGGCGCACGCCGUGCACAUCAACAGCUACGCGGAGGGCCACAAGUUCCCGCUCCACUCGCCCAUCUUCCCGGGCCUCUACCCGGGGGCCUUUGUGUCUCAGGUGCAGGACGUGUGCGACAGCCUGGGCUCGCACCUCCCAGCCGGCUACACCCACCCCCUGCAGUACUUGAAAAACCAAGCGGUCAUCUCCCCGCUCAUGCCCCCCUUCGCCAUCCACUCCUUCAUGAUGCAGAGACAGCUCCUGGCCUCCACGGCGGGCCCACCCCACCUCUACCGGCACCCCGCGGGGGCCUCCUACGGGGACCUCCUGCACCAUGGCCUGUACCCCAUGUCUGCUCUGAACCCGCAGCCUGCCUUCAGCCCCUCGCAGCUGCCCUCUGUGCACCCCAGCACCAAACUCUCAUAGACCAACCAGCCUGACAUUCCCAUUGGCAAAGCAGCGCAGAGCAGUUCCUCUCCCACAGACAGUGUUUUCUGGUCCAGCAAAGCAUGGCAAAGCUAUAGACCAUACGUAUAGCAGAAGAUCAACAGAGGAUGCUUGAAUCUGGGAACGAUCCAGUCUUUUAAUAAAAAAAUUUUUUUUUUCUUUUUUGCUGCACCGGAUUUUGCCACUGAACGUGUUUAUAAUUUGCACAUUUCUUUGAGUACGGGCCAACUGGGCUGACUUGCGUCUCAAUUUCGGAAACAUCACCGUUUCUCUUGCUGUCUAGAUCGAAAAAGUACGGAGGUGACAUGUGCAGCAUGGCCCUGGAGAUUAAC
This is a messenger RNA of Megalops cyprinoides (Indo-Pacific tarpon), 3900 nucleotides long. RefSeq names its product AT-rich interaction domain 5B (gene arid5b). Bases 5 to 3547 code for a protein of 1180 amino acids. Gene Ontology annotation, molecular function: transcription cis-regulatory region binding. The record is from RefSeq and is a predicted model, not a curated record. Lineage: Eukaryota; Metazoa; Chordata; Actinopteri; Elopiformes; Megalopidae. The transcript has 10 exons. Gene Ontology annotation, cellular component: nucleus. Gene Ontology annotation, biological process: regulation of transcription by RNA polymerase II.